CCCUCGUCGCCCUCCUGUCAGGCGGGCAGCGGGCACACCUCUCCUCCUCCUCCUGGUCCUCCUCCUCUUCCUCCUCUUCCUCCCGUGGUCCUCCAGCGUCUCGUACCUUCUUGCCGCUCCUCUCAGCCUCGUUGUCUGCCGGUGAACUCUCACCCCAGCUGCUCGGGAAAUGUCACACAGGCAGAGGCCCGUGUUGCAGUAGGGGGGCGUAAUGGGAGAGGGCAAAAAACAACAACAUCUUUUUCCACUGCGUCCUUUUACGCGCCCUGUGUCGGGGAGAUGCCACAUCCAGCUGCCGCCGGCACCUCCAGCUCCAGCAGCAGCAGCCACCGCCGCUGAGCGCAGCCUCCUCGGUGCUUAUCUCGCAUUAGGGCUAAUAUAGAUAUACAGAAAAAAGACCCGUGCCAGACAUGGGGAAGAACGUCGUGCUUCUCUCGAAGAUGUCAGUCCAUCAAACUAAGUGGCUUGUGAUGCCGAUGUCCAGUAGAAGAUCCUGGGAUUGAGACGUGCAUCCCUUCACACUGAUGGCCUGGACUGAGUUUCAGCUGGCCUGCUGAAGCUAUGGGGAGCUGUUGGAGUUGUCUGUACAGAGACCCCAUCCGAGACAACCAUCUCACCAAAUUCAAGGUCACCAAUGUGGAUGAUGAGGGCAACGAGCUGGGCUCUGGCAUCAUGGAGCUCACACAGACCGAGCUCAUUCUUCACACACGCAAGAGAGACGCCAUCCGGUGGCCGUAUCUCUGCCUGCGACGCUACGGCUACGACUCCAACCUGUUCUCCUUUGAGAGUGGUCGCCGCUGUCAGACUGGGCAGGGAAUCUUUGCCUUCAAGUGUUCCCGGGCCGAGGAGAUCUUCAACUUGCUCCAGGAGCUGAUGCAAUGUAACAGCAUCAACGUGGUGGAAGAGUCGAUGAUGAUGAGUCGCAGCGGUCACACGCCGGAGAUGGAGAUGGCCCGCACGCCACAGACUCCCAACACUCCAGCAUUCCCUGUGCAGGCUUUCCCCAAUGGAUACCCUGGUUAUCCAAUCAGAGGCGACUCCUCCCAACCCUCUCUUGCUGAUGAUCAUGGACAUAGUCUCAUGGGUUUGGACGACCAGACCCACACCUAUGUAAACACUGUUAGCAUGGAGGGGGAUCUCUCCAUGCGUCACUGUGUGCACUCCCUACCUGAGGUGCGGCCCGGCCCUUUCAAUGAAACAACACGGGGAGCAAUGCCCAUCGGGGGACAAGGAAACCCGCAGCCCAACCUGCGGUGCUGUCCCCUGGAGGAGCGCAAAGAUCCUCAGGUGUUUUUACAGCCGUCCUCACAGGAGGUCAAAUUCAUGCUGGGCCCCACUCCAGCACAGCGCCAUCUGCUGGAGAGAGAGAGGGAGAGAGAGCGGGACAGGCAUGGGCACAAUCCUCACAACCUUCAGCCAGUAGAGGGUGCAACAGGCUCAGAGACAGAGGGAGACGAGCCCACGAUGCACCUGUGCAACUCUCACUCCUAUCACCAUUUCCAUCACCAUGCGCACCGCCACCCGGGGCACAAGCACCCCGACAGCUGCCAGGGCGGUGAGCUCACCUACGAGAACAUCAACGGCCUGAGGAGCGGCCGGAAGCAGCGGCUGAGCCCCAGCAGCGUGUCGCAGUCUGUGGGUUCCAGCAGCAGCAGCAGCACCGGGGACAGUCACUCCCACUCCCUCCUGCACCCACACCCUCACGGCCCGUCGUCUCUUCCCCCGCAGGGCUACGCCUGUGAGAGGGGCAUGGGUGGGGGACACCGUCGGACAGCUUUGCUGAACUACGAGAACCUGCCCUCUCUGCCCCCUGUGUGGGAGUACAGCGCGCUGCAGCGUGAUGACGAGCAGGAGGAGGAUGAUGACGAGCAGGAUGAUGAGGAGUACGAGGAGGAAGAAGAGGACUUUGAUGAGUAUGAGUUCUCCGAAGGCCCUGGGACACCCAACGGGUACCACCAGGAUGGUCGCAUCCACAGAGACGCCCUGCAGAACUAUGUCAACACAGAGCAGGUCCAGCCGCCCCGGCUCCAACAUGCCUGUCCCCCGCAUCCUCGGCCAUGUCAGACGGACAGAGGGGGAGGAAUAUUUAGCUUUGAUUUCGGCAGACGAUCAAGGUCAGGGGUCGGAGGCUGUGAGCACGGCCACAUGCCUCCAUCACGGCAGCUGAAUUACAUCCAGGUGGACCUAGAGGAACAACCUCCCUGCCAAGCCCUCGGCGGCGGGGUUGCCCAGCCCCAGCCACAGCACCAGCGCCUGCCACCCAUAAAAUGUGGCGCACAGGCACCCCGGCGCAGCGAAUGCUACGCAGUCAUUGACCUAAAGAAGACCGCUGCCAUGUCCAACCUGCAGAAAGCUCUGCCCAGGGAUGACGGGACUUCCAGAAAGACUCGCCACAACAGCACAGACCUGCCUCUGUGAACAGUGUUCGAACUGAAGAGGAGCGAUGAAGACAGAUGAUGGCUUAUCCUCAUCUUAGCACACGGGACCCGUCACUGUCAUCCAUCCAUUCAACUGUCGGGCUGACUAAUACAAAUACAGGUACCUAAUUAGAAACCUACUGAAAACGCUCUGUGCAUAUAAGAGGAAAUGAGAAAUCUUUGAGGAGAAUUUGCCAUUUUAAUCCUUAUUUAUCAGACAUGGGCAGUGAAGCUCUGUUGGGAAAUCUGCAGUUGUUACUGCAAAUAAUGUUUGCUGGAUAUAUGGAUGUGUAUACAUGAGCAUAAAAUCAUACAUACCGAGGAAAAUCAUACAUUUAUGAUUUUAUGCUUAGCUAUGACUUGGAGCACUGACCUCCAUUCUCAGUUGAAGUAUUCAUUGCCAUGCUGUAUUACCAAAUCUUCAGAAACCCAUCUUCACUCACAAAUAUUGUCUUAUGAAUAAGUAUCACCACACCCAAUGUUUAAAUUGUUUUGAGUCAGAAACGUGACUCUUUACAGAAAGCUCAGAUAAGUCUGUAUUUUGGAGAUUUUUAAAGUUUGGCCAAGAUACUGGACAAUGUUCAUACCUCAUCGCAAGCACCUAAGUCUAAUGUUGUGGCUGAUAGAAGUUCUUUGUUACGAUAUGCCUGUAGAGCAUUUUGCACACAAUCCUAUGGAAUUGUAUUUUAUCAUAUUUUAGGAAUAGUUAUGUCCAAAUCCAGUUGAAAAAGUGGAAUAAAAUAAACAUAACCGCAGGAGAAUUAGACUUUAAACUGAACAACGGUAAACGUAGCACACACACACACACACACACAGUUCCAACAAGCUUUCGCUCCCUCCUUAUCCAUAUGCAGCAAAAUGAAAAAAGUAGCAUAUCAUCUUUUGAUCACGACUCCUGCAUAUCAUCCCUGACCUGCGGAAGGUCCACAGCGGUUUUACGCUUGUCACGUUGCACUUUCGACCCCGGGAGCCACUGAAACGUGCUUUGUCACGAUACACACGCUCUCCACUUGAGCCACAGGUCCGACCAUCUCCCCUUUUUUUUUUUAACAAAAGCAGGAGGCCAAAUACUUCAUGGACACUCUCAGUCAGUGAUGUAGGCCGAGUUUAUUCCAAUGUUUCUAAUGGCGACAUCAGUAACCUCAAAUAGUGGCAUUAAGCUAUGACCUCACCUAAAACGUGCUCAAUCGGACAUUUGUCAGGUGUGAGUGGUCGAUUUAACAGAUUAUUCAAGUAUGUUGCAAAGUAAUGCUGUGGAGAUUUUUGUGAGAAUAUUAAUCAACCUUCAUAGUCAGAUAUUUAUUUAUUUAUUUCAUUCUUAAUUUAUUCUUUUUUUUUUACUAAUUUAGUUUUCCAUAUGAUGACUAGCGUUUUGUAAACCAGUUGGUAAUACGGAGACCAAAGUUUCACCUCAAAUUAUCACUGGAAACUGGUAUGUUACUUUUAUGACUGUGCGUAAUUAUAUUUUUUAAAAGAAACAGAGAGACUGUAUUUAUAUUUUAAGUGCCAAAACUUAAUUGCAAACUGUACAAUGAAUAAAAUCUAACGUGCCAUUAGGAUUUAUAGGACAGACGGGCAAAAAGUGAAAAAGCAGUACAUACCUGAAUCCAAGUUUUUAAGGAUGACAGAAAUUUAAAAUAAGAAAAAACUGCACAUUCCACCUCAUCCGCAUCGACAGCCAUUUCAGAGCGAGUGACGAGGACGGUAAUCUUGUAGUCUGAUAAUCACAGUUCGGCUGGUUUUAUGCUGCUACAUGUAAAUACGAACAGUAGCCCAUGUAGGUACUUGUACAGGUACUUGUCGAAAUGACGCGAUGUCAGAUCUUUUACCAUGUUGUUAAUAGAAGUAGCAUUGUUGUGUUCUUCUGAGAAUUUUUUUUUUUUUCCCCCUGAGCGGUAGAAAAUGUAAUGUGCCAUGAUUUCAGAGAAUGUUUCAUUUCGGGUUGUUUUCCUGACACACUGGCUGUCUGCUCUCGGAGAGGUAAGGGAAGCACAGGCCCACUGACGCUGUCAUCUUUGUGUUGAGCGCUCACAUCAGGUUGACAUGUUCAGCCGACAGACGAAGGCCAAAAUGUUCUAGAUUUAUACACGUGUGCAGGCCUUCAAAUGCAGAUGUGUUGUGGCUCUUAGCUGAAGCUGAUCGUUUUAUCUUUAACAGAGAGUUCAGAUAUGAGAUACGAAAUACAAAUUCUUGACUUCUGAUAAGGACAGUCAUUUUGGCUUCUGUGUGACUUGAGUUUAAGUAAGGAUUAACUGCAAAGCGAUGAUUGGCUUUUAAAUUCAUUGUUGUCAGUAUUCGUCACAUUAAGAUUUUCCAGCCCUACCCAAAUACCUGUGGGCUCUAACUUAGGUGUGUACUCUUAACGCAUACCUGUUACUCAUUGUAAAUCAUUUCCUCCAUAAUCUUCAGCAGAUAUUAAAGUAGUGACGACACCACCCAUUUCCUAUGUCUUGACUAGAGCACAGUCUAUAAAUCAAUUUGGUUCAUUAACGGUUAAAUAAAUCACCGAUACUAGCAGAACUCCUACUUUCAAAAAGCUGGUAUCAGCAAAUAUUUGCCAUCUUUUAUUGUUGAUUCGAUAAUUGUAUUAAUAUGUCAAAUGUGAAGUGACUCCAUCCAACAAUAACAAAAAAACUAUUUACAAUCAGGUAAAUUUGCACAAAUUUGCACUUAUUUGGUGAAUUGAUUUGGUUAUUGACUCGAUAUUGAUUUAGAUGACAGCAGUCAUUUGAUAUGCUGAGUUUUUCAUAGAUUUCCAACACGGAAGCCUUAAAUGUCCUCAAAUCAGAAGUUGACAGUUUGUAUUUUUGCUCGAACGUCAUACGCUGAUGUGAGAUUACUACAAAAUGUCUUCUCGAAAAAGGCCAAAAGUCUUGGCUCGUCCCAGGACUGACAUUUGACUGUACUUGUAGAGAUAUUGUCAUGGACUAGGAGGGAUGUUUACAUUUUUGCAAUAAUAGUUGAAUUAUUGUUUUGUUGAUUUUAAAUCAGACCAACGUGUAAAGUGUGAACUCUAAAUAGUCUAUAGAGCUGUGGGCUUAAUGUGUUUAAUCGCCUGUUCUUCUGUGAAUCCGCAGUCUAAUCGUUAUUAUUAUUUUUCAGGUUCAAUGUUUUCUUUUCAAGUUUCAUAGUGCGGUUUUAGCUAUGAAAGUUUAAAAAAAAAAUGAAAAAGACGCCUGUUUUGAUUGUCAGACUCUGUGUUUGCUUAGACUCACAUUAACAGUGCCAUACAGCAGUAAAACCUUUGCCAGUACUUCAAUUCAAUUUUAUUGUAUUAAACUUUCAAACCAGUGUUGCUUUUUCACAAAGGAA
Molecule: messenger RNA, 5729 nt
Organism: Pleuronectes platessa (European plaice)
Lineage: Eukaryota; Metazoa; Chordata; Actinopteri; Pleuronectiformes; Pleuronectidae
Gene: frs3
Product: fibroblast growth factor receptor substrate 3
Exons: 7
Coding region: 562-2418 (618 amino acids)
Biological process (GO): cell surface receptor protein tyrosine kinase signaling pathway
Cellular component (GO): cytoplasm
Source: RefSeq, a predicted model, not a curated record